Penaeus vannamei (Pacific white shrimp) is the source of this 3500-nucleotide messenger RNA. NCBI's taxonomy places the organism in Eukaryota, Metazoa, Arthropoda, Malacostraca, Decapoda, Penaeidae. The record is from RefSeq and is a predicted model, not a curated record.
GCUCGCUCGGGAACAGUUUCGAGCCAAGUUUUCUGCCAUGCACACGACCGAACUUUUGUAGUAACUUUUUUUUUACGAACUUAGUUUUAAGGAUAUUUAUUACGAACUUAUGUGUGCUUUAGUGUUUUGUAUGUGUUUGUUAUUUAUUAUGAGAAAAUCGUUUUUGUGAAUCUUCGUAACUUGUAACAGUAGAAACUACGACUAGCGAAAUGUUUUCGGUCGAAGCCACGAUCUCUGCCACAAUGUCGGACAACGAUCCCCUCACGACGAUGACGACCCUCCCCCACAAUCCGUCCGACGACGGUGAGCAGUAUCGUGCUUCUACGGAGGCACGACUUGCCACGACCACGGCCCCGCAGGGGAUGAAGGAGAAAUCGUUCUGCGAGGUCGCUGAAGAGGGGAAGCCACACCUGAAGGAGACUCAGGAGGAGAAGGAGAACAGGAGCACGCAUUUCCCCUUCUUAAGGAUGCCCAAGCUGAAGCGAGAGAAGUCCUACACGGAGACGCUGGAGCGCAAGAAGAAGCGAGUCAAGUUCUCCCCGAACGACGACGACGACGACGGCCUCGUGGUCGACACGCGCGUGUUCGAGGCCCACGCUGUCAGCGCCCACGACGGAGACGCAGACGACGGGGUGUUGUCUCACAAGAUCAAGAAACUUCUUAAGAAGCGCUCCAAGCGGAAGAAAUCAAGCAUAGAGACACAGACAGAUGGAAACGACGACGGUCAGAAUCAAGAUGCCACAAAAGCGACUUUCCUUAAAGAUAAGCAAGAAAUUUCCUCUAGUCGAGACUGUGAUAGGACCAGGGAACCGCUUCCUUCAUCCCCUAAGGGCCAUUAUAAAUUUGAAGUUGACGUAAAGCACCAUGUUGAUGUAAGUGACGUCAGCUCUCCAGACUGUGAUGCAACAGAGCCCUCGGCCGCAGCUGCUGCGGGCGGGUCCCCGAGCGCAGAGCCUCUCUCGGCCGCAGCUGAUAGUGCCAAUCAUGACGUCAGCGUGGAGGCAGGAGUGCCAACGGUGCCAAUUCCUUCGACGCAGGAGAUUGAAAACGACCUGUCGCCGCGCGUCGAAAACGAAAACAAUACGUCUCUCCUCGAGAAGGAACAUGACUCGGCGUCAAAAGAAAACGAUGAAACCUCACCGGCCAGCGCAGAGUCUGCCGCGAAAACUAGUGAAUGCGAAAUCUACCUCGUGGAGGGCCCUGUACUGGAAGGACAAGAACUCGAAAUAUGUUUAGAUAGAGGAGAAGACGAAUUCCACGCCAGACAAUUAAGUAAGGAAAAUAUCAAUCUAAUUUCCUCGACGGAGGAAGAAUCUAAUCCCACCUCCUGCCAGGCGACCGUCAAGCGCGAGGGAACCUUUACCCUUGACGGCCCCCCUCCAGCCAAGAUCACGAAGUCUUCCUGCGACGCUGUCGGAGAUGCCAGCCGGAAGGAGUCCUCCCUUCUGGACGACUCCAGGGAACCCGUCAUCUUCUUCGUCGACCUUGACUCGUGCGAAGUGAAGAAACCGGAAGAACCGCAGGCGAUGAAGGCACGCGCAGAAAGAAGUCCAAGGAGCAGGUCAAAGAGUCGUUCACCGCAGAAUCAAGCCAAAACCGUCAGAGCAAAGGAUGCGGCUGCAAAGCCCCAAGAACAAAGCUCGACGGUAACAUCGCUCAAGAACACGGCCAAAAGAACUUUUGUGAGCGCCUGGAGAACAGCCAUGAAGGCGCAGGAUUCUUCAGAGAAAGGGUCGAAGCUCACCAGAUCCAGGGAUGCUGCGAGUUCUAAGGCAGCCCCUGCCUCAGACGAAAGGAACACGAAAGUUUUAAGAAAGAAAUCCGAUCCUAAGGUCCCGAAGAACGUCACCUGGGAUAAGAAGGUGACCUUGAAGGAACCGCAAGAGAGCUCGAGGCCAAAUCGGGACCCCUUGAGGAGCCUGUACCUGCAGCCACUGAGACCGCUGCCGGAGAGGAGCUCCAUGUGGUCGGGAGUAUGUCUGCCGUCCAUGAGGCGAGAGGGAACCUUCACCAAGAAGUACGACUCUGAGAAGGACCGGCUACAGGCUGAAUGUAACAGACUCAACGUCGAAAAAGAAAGACUUCAGAGCGAACUGUCCGAGGCACGCAUACGGUUGGAGGAGGAAAUAACCGCCAGGAAGGCACUGAGGCGCACGCACGAACUUAAUCUGCGCCAGCUGAGAGAGGGAGAACUCAGGAGGACCGAAGUACUCCUCGCCGACCUAAGAAACAGGUUGGAGGACGAGAAGCGCGAGGCUCUAGACCAGCAGAAAGGGGCGCUGACGAGAAUACACGAAUCCGACUUGAUAAGGGUAGAACGGGAGAGAGACGAGGAUCACCGGAGGCUUCAGCAGGAGAACAAGGCAGCGCAGGAGAAGCUGAGGGCGGAUAUGAGGAGAGAAGUUACACGGGCGGAACCCCCGCAAGUGCAGUGCUGCCAUUCUACCGAUCGAGAUUUAGAUAGAUUAAACAGAGAUCUGUCAACGCUGCGCGAGCACAAGAAACGACUGGAGGAUGCAGUAAUGACCCUCCAGGAGUCGGAGCGGAAGCGCGCCGGGGAGCUGCGGCGCCUGCACGAGGAGCACGAGGCCGCCGUCGCCCGCAUCCACAGGGCCAAUAAGAGCGAGGUCGCGCGGCUGCUGGACGAAGUGCGCUCCAAGGACCGCUCGAUUGGCCAGCUGGAGCGCCAGCUGAGCGCCCAGUCCGCCAAGAUCCGGCUUCAGGAAGAAAAGGCUCGGGAGGCCAGCAACGAUCGCACGGAGGAUGCUGCACGGAAACGCACGACUCGCGGCGGAGGCUCUGGGGUGAGCAGCAAGCGACACAAGGAGGCAGCCACCACCAAGGAUGGCCGAACCCGCGAGAAGGAAUCAUGUGCCAGCGCCACCGGCCCCGUCAACAACAACAGCGUCAAGAGCAACCACAACGCCAGCAGAGGAUCUCCUGAUGUAGGGGCUGAUGACACUUGCCAGAGGACACGUGCAGCGCAGGAAGAAGGGGCAACACCGGAGAUGGCAGCACAAGUAGAGGAGCUAUCCCAAGAGGUGGAGCAGCAGAGGGAGCUGAUUGAGCAGCAGAGGCAGCAGAUUGAGCUGCAACUGCAGCAGCUGGAAGAGACGGCGAAGGAAUUAGAGCAACAGAAGCAAAAAUGGGACGAAGAGAAGCAGGCAAUGAAGCAGGAGAUGGAGGAGCAGAAGGCGACGGUGGAAGCGGAGAGGGAAGAAUUGCAACAUCAAAUCGAAGACAAAAUUCAUCAGGUUGAGGAGCAGAAAUUGGUGAUGGAGGCACAAAAGCAGGUGAUGGAGGACCAGAAGCAGGUGAUGGAGGAGCAGAAGCAGGUGAUCGAAGAACAGCAGUUGAGAAUUGCAGAUCUGGCGGAGGAAUCGAUGGAACGCGAGUGCCUGCCGCCAGUCCCCCCGCCCCCCACCUGGCACCCUCGGAGAGAGUCCUGCGUCAAGGUUGGUGCUCGUUUUGGUUUUAUUCUUUAGAAUAGUAUGACCGCA